UUUUGACUACUGGGGAAAAGGCACAAUGGUGACCGUCACCUCAGCCACUUCAACUGGACCAACUGUGUUUCCUCUGAUGCAAUGUGGUUCUGGGACUGGAGACAUGGUCACUCUUGGCUGCCUUGCCACCGGCUUCACACCCUCCUCACUGACCUACGCAUGGAGCAAAAACGGGGCGGCCUUGACGGACUCCAUUCAGUACCCUCCAGUACAGAAAGGCGACGUUUAUACGGGAGUCAGUCAAAUCCGAGUGAGGAGACAGGACUGGGACGCCAGGGAGUCUUUCCGAUGUGCCGUGACACAUCCAGCAGGAAAUGAACAGGCUGAUUUCAGAAAACCAAGCCAGCGGGUUGUCUCACCAAACAUCACAUUACACCCUGUCUGGGAAGGUGAAUUCGGAGCCUCACCAGUCAGACUCAUCUGCACCCUAAGUGGCUUCUUUCCAGACAAACUGAAUGUGACGUGGCAACGGGACAACACAUCUCUAGACGGGCAAAUCCAAAGGAAGCUGCAGAGUGUGGAGGGAGUGGAGAAAACCUUCAGUCUAAGCAGUGAGAUUGAGCCAAAUAUGACAGAGUGGGCAGAUGGCUCAAGUUUUACAUGCAUAUCCAUUCACAACAACAGUGAAUUUAGAAAAACAAUAAGUAUUUGUCAAAUCCAUUCAAGAGCCGCUCCUUCCAUUCAUGUGGAGAUUCCCAGCUUCAAGACAGUAAUGAUGUCAGCGUCUGAGGUGAAGGCAACAUGUUCCCUCCGCACCGUGUUUGACGCCAAGGUGACCUGGCUGAUGGAUGGGAAACUUCCAUCCAGAGACCAAGUGAACAAGGUCACAAACACAACUCAUUUAAUAAGCACUCUGACGGUUUCCUUGAAUCAGUGGAAACAACUGAAGCUUCUAAACUGUAAAGCUGAACAUCGCUGCUUCUCAUCCGCUGAGGAGACAACAAAUGUGUCAAGGCCUGCAGUUACAGCUCCAUCAGUGGAGAUCAGGAGAUCGCUCCCAGAUUUGCUGAAGGGAAACAGUGCUGUGCUGGAGUGUGACAUCACACAACUCUCCUCCAGUGACCUCUACGUCACCUUUCAGGCCAACAGUGUUGAUAUUUCUGACAAACAGUAUGUUGAUCUCCCUGAAGCCCCAGGCCUCCAUUCGGUCAGUAGACGCUUCACUGUCCCUCCAAGUCACUGGAAGAAAGACACAAGUUUCACCUGCAAAGUGAAUCAAGGCUUCUCCAGCAACUUUGAGUCAAACUCUACUGGCAAAAUUUUUGUGGACCCAUCAGUGGAGCUCCUUCUGGUCCCCAGUAAAGAGUCAGGACCACAGAGGCUCGUUUGCUCUGGAUGGGGCUUCGACCCUCAAAUUAAAUGGUUUUCUGAGUCUCAGCAAAGAUCUCCAUCAACUAAUGACAUCAGCAUGGGUGCAGAUGGACGUGUGGCAGUAACCAGUCAACUUCAUAUCCCCCAAACAGAGUGGAAAACAGGGAAGGGCUUCACUUGCAAAGUGUCUGACAAGUCUCUGAACAAAAGUGUCAGAAGGGACAUCAGCCUCUGCUCAGCUUAUUCAAGCGCCGCUCCUUCCAUUCAUGUGGAGAUUCCCAGCUUCAAGACAGUAAUGAUGUCAACAUCUCAGGUGAAGGCAACAUGUUUGGUCCGCACUGUAUUUGAUGCCAAGGUGAGCUGGCUGAUGGAUGGGACAGUCUCUCCCAGUAACACAGUGAGCCGGGACACAAACACAACUCAUAUAAUCAGUAAUGUGACGCUUUCGUCAAGCCAGUGGAAACGACUGAAGCAUAUAACAUGCAGAGCAGAACAUGACUGCUUCUCAUUCACUGAAAAGACCGUAAAAGUCGCAGGGCCUGCAGUUACAGCUCCAUCAGUGGAGAUCAGGAGAUCGCUCCCAGAUUUGCUGAAGGGAAACAGUGCUGUGCUGGAGUGUGACAUCACACAACUCUCCUCCAGUGACCUCUACGUCACCUUUCAGGCCAACAGUGUUGAUAUUUCUGACAAACAGUAUGUUGAUCUCCCUGAAGCCCCAGGCCUCCAUUCGGUCAGUAGACGCUUCACUGUCCCUCCAAGUCACUGGAAGAAAGACACAAGUUUCACCUGCAAAGUGAAUCAAGGCUUCUCCAGCAACUUUGAGUCAAACUCCACUGGCAAAAUUUUUGGGACCCAUCAGUGGAGCUCCUUCUGGUCCCCAGUAAAGAGUCAGGACCACAGAGGCUCGUUUGCUCUGGAUGGGGCUUCGACCCUCAAAUUAAAUGGUUUUCUGAGUCUCAGCAAAGAUCUCCAUCAACUAAUGACAUCAGCAUGGGUGCAGAUGGACGUGUGGCAGUAACCAGUCAACUUCAUAUCCCCCAAACAGAGUGGAAAACAGGGAAGGGCUUCACUUGCAAAGUGUCUGACAAGUCUCUGAACAAAACAGUUGAAAAGGAAAUCAGCCUCUGUUCAGUAACUCCAGCAUCAUCUCAGAUAGUUGGCGUAUACGUUCAGGGACCACCACUCCAGGAGCUUCAGCGCCAGGGACAGGUGACUGUCACCUGUCUUCUGAUCGGCCCUUCUCUUAAUGAUUUCUCCAUCCACUGGAAAGUAGGUGGGAUCAAAUAUUCUCUCAAUGUCCACACGGAGCCACCGGUGAGUCACAGCAAUGGGACAGAGUCUUUACGGAGCUUCCUCAAUGUGUCAGCGGAGGACUGGCAUGCAUAUAAACAAGUGUCUUGUGAGGGAAAGCACCGAUGUUCCAACCAGAGCUACGAGGACCAUAUAAGCAAAAGCAGAGACCUGUAUCCACCAACAGUGAAAAUAAUACAACCAACUGCCUCUGAGCUGUCUACAUCAGACGUCCUCACACUUAUUUGCCUAGUUUCUGGAUUUUUCCCAUCUAACAUCAUAGUGUACUGGGAGGAGAAUGGCCAGAGACUCCCUUCAACUCGCUACACCAACAGUCCUGCCUGGAAAUACACAGGGAGCAGCACUUAUUCAAUGAGCAGCAGACUAAACGCAUCCAAAACUGAGGACAAGCAGUCUACGUAUUCUUGUGUUGUCAGACAUGAGUCAUCUGAAACGCUGCUUGAAAGCACUAUAAAGGAUGUGUUUGCCACAGAGCCCUACAGUGAACCUUCAGCCACCUUGCUCCAGGGCUCUGGUGAACUUGUGUGCCUGGUCUUUGGCUUCAGCCCUGCAUCCAUUAACAUCACUUGGUUUGAUGACACCAAGGAACUGUUGGACUACAACACUAGUGAACCCCACAGAGGCCCAAACGGAAAGUUCAGCAUCCAAAGCCACCUCCGUCUGUCCCAAGUCAACUGGUUACCUGGGGCAGUCCUCACCUGCAGGGUGACACAUGCAAACACCACCCAAUCCCUGAAAAUAGCUAAACCAGAUAUCUUGGAGGACUGUCUUUUCUUAGAUGACAUCAUGCAUGCUGAUGUGAGCCAAGACAUCGAUGUGGAAAACUGGUAUAUGGCUUUCACUUUCCUCCUUUUUUUCCUCAUCUCCAUCAUCUAUGGUGUCUUGGCUACCGUGAUUAAGACUAAAUGACCCCAGGACAGAUCCCAUUUUAUGAUCCAAAUGUGAAUUUUUGAUGGCAUAUGGCCUUACUGGUUUUAAAGUGUAAUUGAUGCAUUUUCUUUCUUUUUUUAUAUUUCUAUUAUUCUAUUCUAUAGAAUUGGUUUAUACUAUAUUCCAUUGUUUUUAUAUGUCAGUUAUAUAUUUGGUGUGGCAGGUAUGUAAUGCAUGUGUGUAAGAGGAAAUUAGACUUUGAGAUUCAAAUACCAAUGUAAUGUAACAAAUAUUCUGUCACUGGACUCAUUCUUACAUUUAGAAAAAUAAAGAUUCAAAUAUGGAAAACAAA
Siniperca chuatsi (mandarin fish) is the source of this 3844-nucleotide messenger RNA. RefSeq lists its product as uncharacterized. The record is from RefSeq and is a predicted model, not a curated record. Lineage: Eukaryota; Metazoa; Chordata; Actinopteri; Centrarchiformes; Sinipercidae.